AUGUCUGCGGACCAUACAGAUUUGCGUGCAAUUUCGCGUGCAGUUUAUAAAUAUUUCAACAAAAUCGAUUCUCAACCAGUCAGAAGUCGGCCGCUUUCGGCGAACACGGGCAGGAAGCUUUGCGAUGAGGAAAGACUUGAAACAAAGCUUGAACAGGAACGGUUUGGCCUUCAAGGAUGGCCCCAAGAAGGAGUAUUUACGACCAAUCCCUCUGCAGCGUUAAGCCAUGUCAAUGCAAGCCAGACUUCGGAGCCUGCUAAAGAAAAUUGUUGCGAUUGUUCUGCUGCUACAGUUCCGCAGAAACGGAAUCAAAUUGAAGGAGAGUUCACUUCGUUACCUAUCAGCAUGGACCCCAGUGAGGCUUUAAUCCGGCUGCGGAACCUACGAACUCGAAAUGGCAUGCCUUCAACUAUGCCUGUCGCACCAGACGGUAAGCCUAAUAGCGUAGAAAGGAGAGAAAAAGACUCCGCCCUUACUCUUUUCAAGGCCCCAAAUGAAUCAUAUAUAAAAUUAUACCUAAAAUAA
This is a messenger RNA of Protopolystoma xenopodis, 525 nucleotides long. The record is from the annotation of a GenBank genome assembly. Lineage: Eukaryota; Metazoa; Platyhelminthes; Monogenea; Polystomatidea; Polystomatidae.